Molecule: messenger RNA, 2403 nt
Organism: Australozyma saopauloensis
Lineage: Eukaryota; Fungi; Ascomycota; Pichiomycetes; Serinales; Metschnikowiaceae
Gene: GLN4
Product: glutamine--tRNA ligase
Exons: 1
Coding region: 1-2403 (800 amino acids)
Biological process (GO): glutaminyl-tRNA aminoacylation; translation
Cellular component (GO): cytosol; cytoplasm
Molecular function (GO): glutamine-tRNA ligase activity; ATP binding
Source: RefSeq, a predicted model, not a curated record
AUGGCCACCGACGAAGAAUUAGCCGCCCUCUUCAAGAAAAUUGGGUUGGCUGACAAAAAAGCUGCUGACGUAGUCAAGAACAAAAAGGUCUGUGACUCGUUUGUUUCCAUCAUCGAUGAAGGAAACCUCACGUCAACCACCGAUGAGAAGAAAUUGAACUUGUUGCAAACUUUGGCUGUUGAGAGCAAAGCCUUAUCUUCAGAUGAAGAAGUUGCUGCUAGAAAAUUAGUUACAGACGCCGUUUUGGAUGGUUCUAUCAAGACCACUUUGCAAGUGACCGAAGCAGUCUCCUAUGUGAAACAGAAUGGUGCCAAUUCUACCGUUGAGGGUUUGCAUGUGGCGGCCGGUGUGGGCGCAGAGCCCUCUCGUGAACAGGUCAAGGCCGAGAUCUUAAAGUACAUUGACAGUAACCGUAGUGCCGUAGAAAGCAAGAGAUACGCAGGUGUGCCAGCAUUGUUGGGUGAAGCCAAGAAGCUUUCAAGCUUGAAAUGGGCUGCACCAGCAAUGUUCAAGCCUAUCAUUGACGAGAUUGCUCUUGAGAUCUUUGGUCCUAAGGAUGAGAGAGAUGUGGUGAAGAAGGAGAAGAAGAAGAAGGCUCCUGCUCCUGAGAAGAAAGCUGCUGCUGCUGCUGUUGUUGAGCCUGAGAGAUCGAUGUACUCAGAAGGUUUCUUGGGUGACUUGCACAAGCCUGGUGAGAACCCUCAGGCCUACCCAGAGUUGAUGAAGGAGCACUUGGCUUUCACGAAGGGUAAGGUUUUCACUCGUUUCCCACCAGAGCCUAAUGGAUUCUUGCACAUUGGACACUCCAAGGCCAUUAUGGUAAACUUCGGCUAUGCCAAAUAUCACGGUGGUAACUGCUACUUGAGAUACGAUGAUACCAACCCCGAAGCCGAGGAGGAGAUCUACUUCCAACAAAUUAAGAGCAUGGUCGAGUGGCUCGGCUUUGCGCCUUGGAAAAUUACCUACUCCUCCGACUACUUCGAUCAAUUGUACGAGUUGGCUGAAAAGUUGAUUUUGUCUGGUAAAGCUUACGUUUGCCAUUGUACCGCCGAAGAGGUGAAGGCGCAAAGAGGUAUGAAGCCUGACGGAACCUUGGGUGGUGAGCGUUUCCCAUCCCCAUACAGAGACAACACCGUUGAGAAGAACUUGGAUGAAUUCCGCAAAAUGAGAGACGGCUUCUACAACCCGGGUGAAGCUACUCUUAGAAUGAAGCAAGACAUUAACUCUCCAUCGCCUCAAAUGUGGGAUUUGGUGGCCUACCGUGUCUUGAACGCCCCACAUCAUAGAACUGGCGACAAAUGGAAGAUUUAUCCUACUUACGAUUUCACCCACUGUUUGGUCGAUUCCUUUGAGAACAUCUCCCACUCUUUGUGUACAACCGAGUUCAGACUUUCUAGAGAGAGUUAUGAAUGGUUGUGCGAUGCUUUGCAUGUCUACAGACCACAGCAAAAGGAGUACGGACGUCUUAAUAUCACCGGAACUAUCAUGUCGAAGAGAAAGAUCGCUAAGUUGGUCAAUGAAGGAUAUGUUAGAGGCUGGGACGAUCCUAGAUUGUUCACCUUAGCCAGUAUCAAGCGUCGUGGUGUUCCACCUGGGGCUAUUUUGUCCUUCAUCAACACUUUGGGUGUGACUACCUCAACAACCAAUAUCCAGGUUAUUCGUUUCGAAAGUUCCGUUAGACAAUAUUUGGACUCCACAACACCAAGAUUGAUGCUUGUGUUAGAGCCAAUCCUUUGUGAGGUUGAAAACGUACCAGAGGACUUUGCCGAGGAGGUUGAGAUGUCUUACAAGCCUGGCUCCGAUGCCAAAUUUGGUGUCCGCAAGUUGACCUUCACCAAAAGAUUCUACAUUGAUAGAAGCGACUACAGAGAUGAGGUUGACAAGGAGUACUUCAGAUUGGCGCCAGGUCAACCUGUUGGUUUAAUGAAGGUUCCAUACAAUGUCAGUGUGAAGGAGGUCGUGAAGGACGACUCCGGCAAGGUCACCAAGAUCAUUGUCAACUAUGAUAAUGACAAGAAGUCUAAGCCUAAGACAUACAUUCAAUGGAUUAGCGAGAAGAAUGCUAAGCCUGUGAAGGAGGUCAGAAUCUACAACCAACUUUUCAAGAGUGAGAACCCAAGCGCACACCCCGAUGGAUUUUUGAGUGACAUCACCGAAAACUCCGAGGAGGUUGUCAAGGACGCUCUCAUUGAAGCUAAUGGUCUUAAGGAGAUCGAUGAAAGAUCGCCUUUGAACAUUGGUAUUGAUGGAUCCGAGUUCAACAUUCUGGAGAAGAAGGGACCUGAGACUGUCCGUUUCCAAGCAUUGAGAAUUGGCUACUUCUGUGUAGACCUGGACAGCACUGGCCAGGACUUGGUUUUGAACAGAAUUGUUUCGUUGAAGGAGGAUUCUUCGAAGAAUUAG